UGCUUCCUCACACGAAAGCCUUCCCGGACUGGACGGCUAUCAGUUUGGUAUGACAUCCGGCAAAGCGAAACAACCUGGCCCACUAGCGAUGGAUGGAUAUCAAUCGCGUGCAUAUUCGUAUGCUUAUCCCUCGCCGAGCGAGUUUUCGGAGGACCCGCCAUUCGCGUCCGACUUCGAGAUGGGAGCUUCAGAACACGGUUGGGUGGAUGCCACGGGUCCACUCCUGGUUGAACGACGAGAAGGGGCUCGAGACACCUUGUGGCGGAUCUGGCGUUUGCUCUGGCGUCUGUCGACCAAGAUCCGUCUUUUCCCUUUCUCUCACGUUGACGGGAAUUGGCCGAUCGGACGUGUCUCGGAGUGGUCUCUUGGGAUUAAACAUCGCUCUCGCACUUGUGCUGCAGGAGAGCAUGGGGCAACUGCAUGGUGUGGGGACGACGAGCCGUCUUGCAGGCGACCAUGCGUCAGCCAUCGCGUCUGCUCUCGCACCGUCCAUCACUUCACGUGGCCACACCCAUCUCAAAUCAUCGUAUGGCUGGCUUCUUCUCGCUAUCGAGCCGAUUAUCGUGCAUUGGAGCAAUCGACGGUCUUUCGUGCGCGUGUGGCCCGCAGCUCAUGUGAGUCGCGCGACGGAAGACAGGCAUGGAUGUUGCUAUCUCUGCUGUGCACAUCAGACCGCACAGCAGGGAUGUGGCCUGCUGAUGGGCGGUCCGGCCACUCGGUCUAUCAUUGGGUUCCGUCUUGCCCCGGGGCCUGCAGGCGUGCAGUGCAGAGAUUCACGCCCACCCACUCAGACGAUGAAAUGAAGGGCUAUUACUGUGUAUAUGCGCCCGGGCAGCAGGGAAGAAGCUUGCACGGCAUAACCUUGUAUCCGCGCCUUCAGCAUUGGUGUGCUGCUCCCCAAGGAACUUAUGAGACCAUGCGUGCUACCCC
Molecule: messenger RNA, 930 nt
Organism: Rhodofomes roseus
Lineage: Eukaryota; Fungi; Basidiomycota; Agaricomycetes; Polyporales; Fomitopsidaceae
Exons: 2
Coding region: 93-803 (236 amino acids)
Source: RefSeq, a predicted model, not a curated record